GAGUUCUAGAAGCUGCCUUUUUCCAAGGUGCCAGGCUUCUCACCACAAGAGAGACGUUGAGUUGCUGAAGACUGUUCAGAGAAGGACAACAAAGCUGCUGGAGGGUCUGAAGAACAGGUCAGGAGCUCGUCACUGUAGUUGCGACACCCUGGACAGCAGGCUGAGGGACCAUGUGACGUUCUGCAGCACAGUCUUAGGACCCGAUGGGGAUGACUGGGGAAAUAAAGGAAAACCUGCAGCAUCAGCUCAUGCUCAGUCAACAGUGUCUCUCUUUGAGGCUCCUUUCACAGCUUCUGAAAGUGGAACUUGGUACUCCUUUUCUCAUUUGUGGGCAUCAUCCACCAGCAGUAGCAAUACUGUUGUGUUCAGAUACUUCAGCCAAGUUCUAAACAUAUAAAGUGGGAAGCACAGCUUGUUUCCAGCUCUGUCAUUGUAGAGGAGAGGAUUCCUCCAGGAUCUCCUUGGGGUUUAUGGUCUGUGCAUCUGUGUGCUGUCAGAUCUACCAGCUGCUGCCAGAUGUGCCGUGCCAUUUCCUCAGAUUGAAUCCAGGGCUCGCUGCCGACUUGCCUGCUACUCCAGCUCUUGCAACACCUGUGCUUAUCCCAGACAGAGGUUCGUGUGGCUUCUGCAUUGGUGGCAUUCACAUCUACAGGUGGCCAUCAAUCUCCAGUUGUUGUAGGCAUCUGGACUGGCCAUGGACCAAGUAUCUUGCUGGUCUCCCUGUUCCUCCUUGGCUUUGAAUGACGCAACCUUUCCACGCUGAACACGGCAGCUGCUCUAUCCUCGGUUAGGCUCUGCCCAGGGCCAGCGCAUCCCGGUACCCGCUGGCGCUACUGAAACCUGAAAAGAAGUUUAACUUUUUCCCUUCCCCCCCCACCUCCGCCCCGGUAAGCUUGCAACGCUAUAACCCGGUGCGGACGCACUCUGGGAAGCGCUUAUGAUGGGAACGAAGAAAGGGGUCCCAGACGCCGCCUCCUGCCCUGUCUUUCGGGAGUUCGGGGCCGUUGCCAUAGGAACCCAACGCACACCGGGAGCUGCCCGCUCCGCCGCCCGGCCCGCGCGAGAGGAGCCCCACCGGCUGCCCGCGCCAAGCUGCCCCCUGCCCGCCGCUGCGCUGCGCCUGCGCCCUGCCCGCGCCUGCGCAGAGGCCGGCGGUGCGGUACCGGCGCGGUGACAGCUCUGCGCCAUGGCGUACUCGACGUGCUGCCGGGUGGCCAUGGUCUCCUGCCUGGUGCUCUGCGUCUCCCUCCUCCUGCCGCGGACCUUCUUGUCGCGGGGCGGCGGGAGGCAGGAGCCCGGGGCCGCGCCGCUCGCAGCUCCCGCGCCGCCGGAGGGGAAGCUGGGUCGCUUUCCACCAAGGAUGCAUUACCAGGCCACUCCAAGCAGUCCAGCUGCCCCUCACUUUCCAAGGUCUCACCUUGCUGAAGCAGUUGCCAAAGCCAAGGCAGGUGGAGGUGGUAGCGGAAGUGCUGGUGGAAGUGGGAGAGGUCUUGUGGGGCAGAUUAUCCCUAUAUAUGGAUUUGGCAUCUUCUUAUAUAUCUUGUACAUUCUAUUCAAGCUGGCUUCCAAGGGAAAAACUACUGCUGGAGAGAGGAAAUGCCCUACUGCUGCACCUGGAAAUGCCAAGAGGAAAAUCACUGAUUAUGAGCUCAAUCAACUCCAGGAAAAAUUGAGAGAGACAGAAGAAGCUAUGGAAAAAUUAAUCAACAGAGUGGGACCUAACUGUGACAGCAGGACUCAAAAUGUUACAACAGACCAGGAAAAAAGGUUACUUCAGCAGCUCCGAGAAAUUACUAGAGUUAUGAAAGAAGGAAAAUUCAUAGAUGGCAUCUCUCCUGAGAAGGAAGCUGAAGAAGCUCCUUACAUGGAGGACUGGGAAGGUUACCCAGAAGAGACCUACCCUGUCUAUGAGAAUUCUGAUUGCUUCAAGCGCAAACAGGACACCAUCCUUGUAGAUUACCCUGACCCGAGCCAGCCCUCUGCAGAAGAGCUAGCAGAAAGAAUGGAGGACAUGGAAGAGGAUUAUCUGUGCAGUGAAGGUCUGCUAUCUGAUCUCACCAUGGGAAGAGUCAGUCAUGAUGUAAUGCAGAAAAAGGAUGAGGUGACUGGCAUCAGUGAAGAAGAGAGGGACCUUCAGCACAGCCAAAGCUCUGAGGAGUGCUGCUGUUGUUAUGAGGAUGAUGAUCCUGCCGUCCUAGCAGAGAAUGCUGGAUUCCACUCUGAAAGCUGCAGUGAAGCAGAAGAGUCAGACCAAGAGGAUCUGUCUUUGGAGUCAGAAAACGAAAAUGCAGCACUGAAAAAGCAGAAAGGCAGGGAUUCAGAGGGAACAGGCAUGCUGAGAAAGCGUAGCAUGAAGGCACUUGAGUAGUAGGGACAAUAGCGGCUGUUGUUUAGAUUAUGAAGGCAGAGAUCACACACUGUCAUUCCUAUGGGUUUUGUUCCCAAAGAUUUCUCUGUGUUUGGCUCCUUGUACCAGUUUCAUUCCUAUGGUAACAAUCAGUCACAGCACCUACCUGAACUCAAGCUGUUGAAGGACUGCCUUCAGUCCACUCCAAGUAAUAUCAUCUGCCCAUCCGUUCUUUCUCUGUAACAGCACUCUCACAAUACAAACACUCCUAAAAGCCAUGAGUGGACAGACAGAGUGCAAAGGAUGUGAAGACAGACAGUUCUGGUUCAUCUGUAGAAACAGCCAGGCUGGGUAGAUUCAUACAGCUAUGUGACUUGGCAAGCAUACAGGCUGCCGUUAUCCCAUGUCAGUGGUUUAUCAUCUCUAUGUCCCAUGGCUGCUCCAAGUGGAGCAGUAGUCCAGCCCAUCACCGUGAGAAAUAUAGAUGCCAUCUCAGGUCUGCUGCAGCCAACAGAAAGGUGGACUCACAGAAUUUUACUUCUCUAUACAAAUACGUGCUCAUGAUGUACUUCAAAUUCCUGCUGCUUUUAAAGGUAUGCAAAACUUAAAA
Messenger RNA from Pogoniulus pusillus (Red-fronted tinkerbird), 2957 nucleotides. RefSeq names its product RIC3 acetylcholine receptor chaperone (gene RIC3). The record is from RefSeq and is a predicted model, not a curated record. Gene Ontology annotation, biological process: protein localization to cell surface; synaptic transmission, cholinergic. NCBI's taxonomy places the organism in Eukaryota, Metazoa, Chordata, Aves, Piciformes, Lybiidae. Gene Ontology annotation, cellular component: neuronal cell body; intracellular membrane-bounded organelle; neuron projection. Bases 1187 to 2368 code for a protein of 393 amino acids. The transcript has 13 exons.